This is a messenger RNA of Pangasianodon hypophthalmus (striped catfish), 3373 nucleotides long. RefSeq names its product neuronal migration protein doublecortin-like. Gene Ontology annotation, biological process: photoreceptor cell development; intracellular signal transduction; retina development in camera-type eye. Bases 333 to 1373 code for a protein of 346 amino acids. The transcript is spliced from 8 exons. The record is from RefSeq and is a predicted model, not a curated record. Lineage: Eukaryota; Metazoa; Chordata; Actinopteri; Siluriformes; Pangasiidae. Gene Ontology annotation, cellular component: axoneme.
UUUAGGACCACGCGGCCCCACCGGCACGGGAGAAAAAGACAGGCAGGCAGACAAAGGCACGAGAAAGAGAGAGAGAGAGAGAGAAAGAGAAAGAGAGAGAAAGAGAGAGAGAUCCUGCAGCAUCCACACCCACCCCGCACGAGCUCCACACUGUCUAUCACACACACACGCACACGCCUCACGCCUCACGCGCACCGCAGAUAACCCCGUAUCUAAAGGAUCUAAAGUUGUGAGUGGGGGCCUGGGGGACUGAAGAAACGUCGGACCACACGUGCCAUAGGAUUGGUCCAAGUUACCCAUAAUUCCACACUGCUGAAGGUCUGACCGUAGCCAUGGAGCUGGAUUUCGGACACUUUGACGAGCGAGACAAGUCGUGCCGCAGGAAGCCGGAGAAGAACGGCCUGCCGAGUCCGACGCACAGCGCGCACUGCAGCUUCUACCGCACGCGCACGCUGCAGGCGCUCUCCAACGAGAAGAAGGCCAAGAAGGUCCGCUUCUACCGCAACGGCGACCGCUACUUCCGCGGCAUCGUCUACGCCGUGGCCAACGAGCGCUUCCGCACCUUCGACGCGCUGCUGGAGGACCUGACGCGCUCGCUGUCCGACAACAUCAACCUCCCGCACGGCGUCCGCUUCAUCUUCAGCAUCGACGGCACACGCAAGAUCAGCAGCCUGGACCAGCUGGAGGAAGGUGAGAGCUACGUGUGCGCCUCAGAGAACUACUACAAGAAAGUGGACUACACGAAGAACGUGAACCCGAACUGGUCCGUGAACGUGAAGGCGAGCGCGAUUCAGAAGAACGCGGCGAGCCGCCUGGCGAGUGACAUGCGCGAGAACAAGGACUUCGUGCGGCCCAAGCUGGUGACGGUGAUGCGCAGCGGCGUGAAGCCCAGGAAGGCCGUGAGAGUUCUGCUGAACAAAAAAACCGCACACUCCUUCGAACAGGUUCUCACUGACAUCACCGAGGCCAUCAAACUGGAGAGCGGCGCCGUCAAGAGGAUCUACACACUGGACGGAAAACAGGUCACUUGUCUGCAGGACUUCUUCGGAGAUGACGAUGUGUUUAUUGCUUGUGGACCGGAGAAGUUCCGUUACGCACAGGACGACUUCUCACUGGACGAGAACGAGUGUCGCGUGAUGAAGACUCCUAAAGGUCAGAAAGGUUCGGCUAAAAGUCCUGGUCCGAUUCGCCGCAGCAAAUCUCCUGCUGAGUCCACUAAUGGUACCGGCUCCAGCAGUCAGUUGUCCACUCCGAUCUCUAAACAGUCUCCGAUUUCGACCCCGACCAGCCCCGGAAGCACCCGCAAACAGAAGGAUCUGUAUCUUCCUCUCUCCCUGGAAGACGACACCGAAUCACUGGGAGAAUCCAUGUAAGCUCCGCCCACCCGUCAAUCACCCCGAGCUGCCGAUCACAGAGGUAUCUGUGGUGUUCUUCGUCGCCCCCCGGCGGUGUGGAGGAGUGGCGUUUCUUUAUCGCUUCGGCACCGUCCAGCUUUCGAGCGGUUAUUCUGUCGUUUCUGCGCUUUUUCUUUUUUUUUGCUGCUUGUGAAUUCGUCGCGUCCAUUUACAGCACCUUUCUUCAAGUUUGUGUUUUUUUGUAAUAAUAUUUUUAAAAUAAUGUUCUGUAUAUGCAGGGCAUAUACACGACGAUCACGAACGAGUUGAACACCUGGGUUUCUACGCAAUUUAAAUCCUUUUUGUGCAUUUUUGAAGUGAUUUUUUAAAAAAAGAAAAAUCCCUGAUAUCAAAUGUACAGUUUGUAGUUGUGAGUGCAUUUCAUAUCAGCGUGUAGAUUUUUUUUUUUUAGAUUUUUUUGUUUACCUGUCAUGAUUUGUCACUUUAACAUUAAAAAAAACAUUCUUUCAGGGCUUGGUUCUGCGAAUUCCAAGCAGCAAACGAAGUUCUAUCGGUCUGACUUGUACAAAAAUACUUUUUAUUAAUCUUUUUUGUAACUCUCGCUGUGUUAAAUAACUCGCUGUGCUUUUAAAACAAAUCGAAAGCAGUUUUUUGUUUCAGUCCUGACUAGGCAUGUGCUGAAUUAACGCCAUUUUCAGAUUACGAUAACAGGGUUACGAUUUUAUCACAGUACUGUAGCUACAUGUAGCUUUUUAUUCGUACGCUGUCGCACACGUGACGAUCGUUUGCUCAGAACGGCUCGUUAGCUUCUCUCUAAACUGUUAGCGACUGUAACCAAGAGUGAGACGACUAACACGAGCUAGCUAGAUGCUAAUAUGCGAGUUUUUAAACCGUUUUAAAAAGCGAAUUUCACAAAUUUGACUGUUCAGAACAAUCUCACGCUUGGAAUUGUUUUUUUUUCGAUAACAGUAUCGUUAAAUAUCACGAUAUAUCGUAUAGGAUCGAUCAUCAGCACAUGCCGAGUCCUGACCCACGCCGUGCUGAUUCAGCGUUUCAACGGCAUGUUUAAAAAAUCUGAGCUUACGGGAAAAGGGAAAAAAAUUCACUCGUGUUUUUUGUGUUUAAGUAAGCAAACUGAUUAAAAAAAAAAACGUAAAAAAAAGAGGAAAAUAGAAAAAAAAAAAUAAAUAAAUAAAUAAGAAGGAAGCAAGAAAACUGUCCAACCAAAGCCAUAAGAUUAGGGCCCUUUAGACAAUAAUAAGCACAUUCAUCACCCUGAGAUUAAAACGGAGUUUCGCCUUCUUUACGUCUGUGAUUUAGUUUUUCUUGAACGAGGGAUUUGCAGUGAAGAAUCGAAAGCAUACUGGAGAGGAUUUUUGAGAAGAAAGCCAAAGUAAUUUGAAAGGUUUGAAGGAUCGAAGGAUUUUUUAUUUUUUUCUUCAUUCUGGUGGCGGUGUACAUAUCGGCAUGAGUCACGCUCUAGCGCUAGAAACUCGCGUAAAUCUGAAAAAAAAACAUUUAAAAAAAUUUCUACUUUCUCUAAAAGAAAACGUUUGGGAUAAAAUAUCUGUUUUUUUGUUAUAAUGCAUGGUGGUGUGUUCUCUCUUACGGGGAAAAAAAAACGAGAAUGUCAACAUUUCUUUGCUGAUGCUAAUAAUCACGUUGUCUAAAUCGUCUGAAAUUCAUAUUACACGUUGAUUUGAUUUGAUUUGAUUCAGGAGUCGGACACUAAUCUGAUCUGAUCUGAUCUGAUCGCUUCUUUCUCAAAGCUGUUCAUGUAAAAAAAAAAAAAAACACUUCUACACUCAUCAUCAUUAUUACUGCUGUUAUUAUUAAUGAUUAUACUUAUUCAUAUUUUUAUCAGACGUGAUCGGACGUGAUCGGACGUGAUCGGACGUGAUCGUCUGACAUUAAGCUCUGAAUUUCGUGACUGUAUAAAUCGCUCAGCGUUAACGGAUGGUCUUUUUUGUAACAGAUCGAAUUCAUGCUUGGUACAAACACACACACACACACACACA